AUGAGCACGAAGCUGAGUUUUGGAACCAACCUCGGCAAUUUCCUAUUCUGCAGUAAUAGAGAAGUAGCGAUUAUCGAUCUCGAAGAAGUUGAAUUCCCUAAUACUUGUGGAGAUUGGGAACGCAGUGUUAACUCCGGUGGUGUGGGCUACCUGAUGAGCAGAUUCAGAUAUAUGACAAACCCAGGUCGUUCUCCAUCGCCUAUUGCAUCCGGGGAUACGUCAAAGAGUACCAAUUUGUCCGAUGCAUCGAGGAGACGCCGAGCUUAA
This is a messenger RNA of Penicillium expansum, 267 nucleotides long. RefSeq lists its product as uncharacterized. The transcript has a single exon. The record is from RefSeq and is a predicted model, not a curated record. Lineage: Eukaryota; Fungi; Ascomycota; Eurotiomycetes; Eurotiales; Aspergillaceae. Bases 1 to 267 code for a protein of 88 amino acids.